Molecule: messenger RNA, 6864 nt
Organism: Mytilus trossulus (common blue mussel)
Lineage: Eukaryota; Metazoa; Mollusca; Bivalvia; Mytilida; Mytilidae
Product: calcium/calmodulin-dependent protein kinase type 1-like
Exons: 10
Coding region: 258-1298 (346 amino acids)
Biological process (GO): protein phosphorylation
Molecular function (GO): calcium/calmodulin-dependent protein kinase activity; ATP binding; calmodulin binding
Source: RefSeq, a predicted model, not a curated record
UGCAGAUGAAAAUCUUUAAAUAGAGAAAACAUAUUGUAGAUUGAACAAAUAGGACUGAUCUCAAACUCGUAUAAUUACAUAAUGACAACUGACAAUAUUAUUGAUUUUCUUUUAUAACAUAUGCAAACUCGCCUUCCAUAUUGUGACGUCACGUGAUACAGUGAGAAAAGUGUUGAAUGAGAAAAGCCUUACAAAUACACAAAUGACUUGAGAGGGACAUACAAAUUUCUGUUGACAAUUUUUUCCGUAGGGACAUAAUGCCGUUAUUCGGAAAGAAGAAUGACGGUGAAAAGAAACACCCAGGGAAAGAAUCGGACAUUAAAAGGAGAUACGAGUUUAAGAAAAAGCUCGGAACUGGUGCCUUCUCAGAAGUAUUCUUAGUAGAAGAUAAAACUCACGCUGGAACGUUACAAGCCGUCAAAUGUAUUGAUAGGAAAGGUUUACUGGGCAAAGAAGACUCACUGGAGAAUGAAAUCAGAGUUCUACAGAGGUUGGAUCACCCAAACAUUGUAAAACUGCUUGAUGUUUUUGAAGACAAAUCACAUGUAUACUUAAUUAUGGAAUUAGUGACUGGUGGUGAGUUGUUUGACAGAAUUGUAGAAAAAGGAAGUUAUACAGAAAAAGAUGCUAGUGAUUUGAUACGUCAGAUUCUGGAAGCUGUGGAUUAUAUGCAUGAUAGAGGAGUUGUACAUCGAGAUUUAAAGCCUGAAAACCUAUUGUAUCACAGUGCUGAUGAAGACUCCAAAAUAAUGAUCAGUGAUUUUGGUUUAUCAAAGACAGAAGAAUCGGGAACCAUGGCAACCGCCUGUGGAACACCAGGAUAUGUGGCUCCUGAGGUAUUAGCACAGUUACCUUAUGGUAAAGAGGUGGAUUGCUGGUCAAUAGGAGUAAUAGCUUAUAUUUUAUUGUGUGGGUAUCCACCAUUUUAUGAUGAAAAUGAUUCAGUCCUAUUUCAACAGAUAUUAAAAGCAGAAUAUGAAUUUGAUUCACCGUACUGGGAUGACAUAUCAGAAUCAGCAAAAGAAUUUAUAAGAAAUUUAAUGUGUAAGGAUGCUAAGAAGAGAUUUACUUGCAAGUCAGCUAUAGCAUUUCCAUGGAUAUCUGGAAAUACAGCCUUAGACAAAGAUAUCCAUGCUUCUGUUAGUGAAAAUAUUAAGAAGAAUUUUGCAAAGACCAAGUGGAAGCAAGCCUUUAACGCAACAGCUGUGAUUAGACAGAUGAAGAAAUUAGCAAUGAAUAAGGAGGACCAUUCUCAAUCACCACACAGACCAACAGCAUCGGCCAGUCUCCACACUUAGUUGUCUCCCUUUAAGACUGUGGCAUAUUUUCAUGUUUAACAAGACUGCAGUCCGAUGUGUUAUUCCAGUGAAGUUUGGAUCACAAUCUGCAGGUGUCUGGGACCAUAUGAUAAGUCAUGUGACUGUCUUUAUUGCUUUGGUGCAGAUAUGAUGAGUUAUGUUGACGUAUUGGUAAUGCAUACAUGUACUGUGUAUUUAUCAUAUUUAUUUAUGACCUGUUUAAGUUAAUAUUAAAAAAAUCCAUUUAAAAAUUAUGUAUAAGUUUCCAGAUUUUAAGAACAAUUUGCUUUAGAUUAUUUUAAGUGUCUUUCAGCAUUUGAAAGAAAAAUGUGUUGGGUCUGCCAUUUUGUUUAAACAGAGUUCUGAACCAGAAAUAACCAUUGAUUGUUAAUUGGCAUAUAUGAACACAGCCUGCAUAUAAAAAACACAGGUCAAUAUAAGUUAAAUGGGGGCAGAAACAGAACUUCGUCCUCUAGAAAUUGUUGUUUAAGUCUCCUGAUAGAGACAUAGACUUGUUUGUUUGCUCAUGUUGUUUCCCCCAUGACUUUUAUUACCUUAUCUUGCUUGCAGGUUUCUUCUUUUAAGUUGUUAAAAGUUAGUUAUAUACCCCUACAUGUCUAUACAAUGUUUAGAUGACUAUGUAUAUGCGAUGGUUGACCCUUAAUUUGUAUUCAGUGGUUAGAUGAUCCAUAUGUGUAUACAAUGGUUGACCCUACAUGUAUAUUCUUCAAUGGUUAGAUGACCCUACAUGUGGAUACAAUAUGUAGAUGAACCUACAUGUGUAUGUUAUUGUUUACCCUACAUGUGUAUACAAUGGUUAGAUGACCCUACAUGUGUUUGUUAUGGUUUACCCUACAUGUGUAUACAAUGGUUAGAUGACCCAUAUGUGUAUACAUAUUUAGAUGACCCUACAUGUGUUUGUUAUGGUUUACCCUACAUGUGUAUACAAUGAUUAGAUGACCCACAUGUGUAUACAUAUUUAGAUGACCCUACUUGUGUAUACUAUGGUUGAACCUACAUGUGUAUAUAAAUCUUCAGUCCAGUAUUAAAUCUGUGUAGGUUUAUACAUUCCCAUUGCUUGGACAAAACCUCACAAGACCAGUAUUUCAUAAAUGGUUUUAAGAAAUAAAGGGGUCUAAGGAACUGAAAGGGAUUUAUGUCUAAAAUUUAACUUAUAGUCAGAAUACCAUACUAUUGUUCAAUCGAAUUUCUCCCAAGUAAAUACUUUUGUAUUGGAAUCAUCAAAGCAUUGAUGUAGCUAAAUUAAUUUUUAAGAUGCAUGUAUUUUUCAGUAAUUUAUUGCAUGUUUUACAGCUUUUUACAAUACUGUCCAUGUCAACAUUAUUAAAUCAUGCUCAACUUCCCCAAUAUCUACUUGCUGCUUGUGUAUCCUGCUGCAUAAAUUUAGUGUAGGCCAUUUUUCAACAUCAUAUUAUAGAAGUAAACAUUUAUUACUUGAAAGUAAAAAAACAUUUCAGUUUUGCAGAUGUGUUGUACAGUGUAAAUAAAAUAAAAAAUGGCCCUUUUCUGUCUCUUAUAUGUCUAUUGUCUUGAACCAGUAACAUUGACAUUUCAGUAUUGUGUAUCUCAUUUUACACUUGACGAGUGAUUGCUCAUGAUUAUUUUUAGUGUAUAUCUUCUUAGAGAUUUUAUUCCAAUCACUAAAUAUCUGUUUUUACUGUGACCAACAAAUGCUCCCUUAGUGUAAACACUGCACACGUUAGAUGUAGGGUAAGAGGGGUCCUGAUCCCAAUUUCCUGGGCUUAAAAACAUGAAAUCCAGAGGGCCCAAAUUUUAAAUAAAUUUAAAAUCCGACAUCCUGAAAUUCGAAAAAAAAGAAUUCCCCAGAUCCCAAAACGAUCAAUCCCGAAAUCCUAAGCUUAAAAACACCGGAUCCAGGAGUCCCAAUUAAGGUCCAAUCCCCUCUCAUGUUAAAGUAAAUAAAAAACAUUGUUUUUUUUUUAGAUACAUGAAUUAUGAAUUAACAGUGUUGAAACAUCAGAUAUGUAAACAGAAUCUAGUAAUGUUUGCUCAUUCAUAAGCACUCUUCAUGAAAUAUAAACAAGAAUAACCCCACCUACAUAGAUUUAAUAUAUAUCUGUAAAAUGUUUACAAUUUUUAUUUAUAACAAGGGACAGCUUUACAGCACUUGCCAAAGCGUGAUAUUUACAAUUUCAAUCAGGAUCUUAUCUGUUACCGGUAAUAAUAAACCUGUUUUUUUUUAGUUUUUUUUAAAUUGAAUGACAGAAUUUUAUAAGUUUAGAGUACUAUUAUAUCAUUUGCACCAGUGUGUAGAGAGAGAGGAAAGUCAUUCAAAAUAUUUUUAAUAAAUUUUCAUUAAUGUUUAGAAAAAAACAGAAAUUUGGAACAAUUUUUUCAUUGUUUAUAUGGGAUGUAACUUUGCAGUUGUAUAAUCAUUUAAAAAAAAUAAAGAAAAGUCUUCUAUAAUUGCUGGAAAAUUACCAAAAUAGUUAUACCCACUGUCAUUGUCUCUAUUAUUUAAAAGUUUUGGAGAGAGUUGAAAUCCUUAGUAGUUGUAUGUCUGUGUAUCAUGUAGAAGGUAUUGGUGUCAUGAGUGUUGUUUCAAGGGGAGAUGAUGAUUAAGUGUUUAUUUUUUUUCAAUUGCAUAUAAUUUAUUCAUCUCAGUAUCACAGUUUCAACUGCAUUAUUUGAAUUUAGAAUCAAAAGUCAUAUUUAUCAUAACGUAUGCAUGGUUUUAAAUUAUUUAUGUUGUUUACUGUGAAAUGUUGAACCCCUUGAGAAGAGGUGGUGAAUAUUUUCCUUUAGUGGUUCUAACGAAUUUAACAUUGUACCGUUAUGCAUUUUGUAAUAUAUUUUUGAAUUGUCAUUUAUGCUAUUCAGAUUUUUGCUGUUGAUGUAAAUGGCUUCUUACAUACAGGUUGUUAACUUUUUGGUUCUGAAAACAAAAUGUAAUUUGGUUUUAGGUUGAAUUUUAUCAAAAAUAUGUAAAUUAUUUCUGGAAAAAAAGUCCUUACAGCCACAUGACUACGCAAAAGCAAAGGAUUAUUGAAUUAAUUUAUCUAUAUUAUUAUUUUUUAAUUUUCAAUGACGUAAUACAAAAAUUGCGAAAUUAAGUCAAAAUUGAUGAACAAAUUGCUUGAGUUCCCUAAAUAUGACAAACAUGCUUUUUAACACUGAAACUCAAAUGUUUGUAUUGGUUAUGUUUAGAGUUACUGGAGUGGGGUUUCAUUUAAAACUAGAUAAAUUAAACAACAAAAUUAUUGUACAUUUGACAUUUGAGCCAUCAACAGAUUUCUUUCUUGUACAUUAUAGCAAUCCAAAAGUUUUAUUUUUAUUUGAUAUUAGAGCUAUUGAAAUUAUACCAUACCAUUAAAAAUCUUUCAACAGUUUUCACAAUGACAAUAGAUAGAUAAAAUUAAAUUUUUAAAUUAAAUUAGAUUUAAUCAUAUUAAUAGUAUAACUUUUAGAAAAAAUACAUUUUAAAGGCAGCAAAAAUAUUCCCAUGUUUUGAAUUUACUUAAUUUAUAAUUUCCAUAUCAUUAAACUGAAGCUUAAGCAUGACUAGUCUAAUAUUUAUCUGGAAAAAGAGAUGUCCGUCAUAAUAAAAGUUUUGUCCACAAUACAAGUGUAUUUACUUGUAGACAUGUUCUAAUCUUAUAACACUUAACUUCUUCAACACCUAUGUUAUGUAGUAGUAUGUUGAGCAAACAAUAUAUUAUUUUAAAAUUAAGGAGUAAUUUUUUUAAACAUUCCAAGUCCCAUGAAUAAAUUAUAACUGAAUAAUGUAUAUUCCGAUGUUUUUUGUAUGACUAUGUGGAAAAAAUGAUUACUCUGGAUCAUUUUAAUGUGCUUUAUGUAAUAAAUUAUUACUUUGUUUAAGUAUGUAGGGAACCAUGACACUUUUUUUCUUUAGAGUACAUUAUGUAGUUAACAAGUAACUAAGUGUAUUAAAAUUAUUAUAAUGUGUGGGAAUAACAAAAAAUGUUCUGAAUAAUUAAUGCAUUUUGAGAUAAGUACUUCAUGAUGAAAUUUGAAGGAAAAUUUCUUCAGAUUGAUGUACAGAAACUUGUACUUUUAAUAUUUUGGCAUACACUUUUAGGCUUUUCUUGUUAAAAUAAGAAUUUUAUGGUCAUCACUGUUAAUUUUAUUUACUUUAAGAUAAAUGUGAAAAUAGUCAUCAUUUAGUAAUAAUGUUUUAAUUUUUUCAGUUUUUCAACUUGAUUCUUGUAAAAAUAAUAAAUGCAGUCAGUUAUGCAAUUUUGUUUGGCAGGGAUUUUAAAAAGUAUUGGAUAUGUUAUCUGGUUGGCUGUUUUCAAGUCUUUUUUUCUUAAAUUGGUAAAAUAAAUUCUGUUUUAAAAGAGCUUAUAUUCUCUGUUACUUUGCAUGAUUUGUUUCUCAUCAAAGAAAUGACAAUUCCAUAUAUAUCAUAAUGACAUUAGUUUGUUUUGUAUGACUUAUGGUCAUAAAUAAUGAGGUUUUUAGAGCAAGUGAAUUAACAAAUUAUACGUAGUAUGAUAUGUAUUGAUAAUAAUUAUGGGUAUAUUUUAAAGUUUUUUUCUUGAUCUUAAAAUAAUACGUUAGAUUAGAAUGGCGUAGAUUAAAAUAAGUACAAACAUAGGUUAUAUUUAUAUAUUUAUUGAUGAGACAUAGUAAUUUGUGUAAGCAAUUAGGAGUUCUGGAUACAGAUUUGGGCUCAGUCUGUCUAGUUUAAAUGUACUAUACUAUGGACUCACUGGGACUCACAUUUUCAAAAAGUAAUGAGUCCCAGCUCACCCCAAAAUUUCCUAGUGAAAACCCUGUGUUUAUUUAGAGAGAUGAUUUGAUUUAAGUUUUAUUUCAGGUACCAAUUGUGGUAAAAGGAUAUCUGUAUUUAAUGCUAUACAAAACCAGGUGAAGUUAGUUGUCCAGAAUUUCAUGUAAAUUGCAUUUUAACUGUUAUAACUGUUUGAAGAUCCAUUACUUAAGUAGUCUAAUAUAUGAAUUUCUAUACUUGAGCAGAGCUAUGUAGAACUUUACCUGCAUGCAAGGCACAACUACAUUUUGAUUAUUUUUUCCCCUAUUUUAUUAUACAGUUGUGUAUUAAAACCAGUAAAAGCAAACUCAACCAAAAAAUUUAGAAUGUGUAGAUUCAUGCAAAUCUAUGUUAAUACUAAAGAAAUAUUUUUUUGUUUCUGUUUUAUAUUAGAAAUUAUAAUUAUUUAGUGAUGGUUUAUUUAUUGAACUAUUCUUAUGUAACAUGUAUAAAGUUCAUUUCAUUUAAUGAUUCAAAUUAAAUAUUUAUUAAUGCUACAACCAUCUAUGUUUAAUAAUAGGUAGAACAGAUCUGAAUAAAAAGAAAUGAAAUAUAUCAAAUCAUACGGAUCAUAUAUCAUUACUGCUUAAGAAUGGAGUUUUAAAGUUUUGCAUAUAAAAAUGACUGGAUCACAAUCAGUUUAGGCUUUCCAUGUUGAUUUUUUUUCUUGUUGAUGUUGUUAUUUUGGACUUUUUUUGUCUUAAAAGUCUAUUAAAAUUUGUACUUUACUUUAUUUUUUCUAAAUGUAUGUUUAUAUUUCUGCACUUUUCAACAUAAAUACUUUAAAUUGUU